Messenger RNA from Sphenostylis stenocarpa, 954 nucleotides. NCBI's taxonomy places the organism in Eukaryota, Viridiplantae, Streptophyta, Magnoliopsida, Fabales, Fabaceae. The record is from the annotation of a GenBank genome assembly.
AUGGAUGAUGGCCGUCAACAUGAAAAUGAUAGGCAUAAGAUGGAAUACUAUAGAGGAGCACAUUCCCUGUGGAAUACUGAUUCCCAGCAUCAAGUGAAAGAGCCAAAUGCACUAGUUAUGAAUAAGAAGAUUAGGUCCAUUAUGGCUGAAAGGCAGGCUGCCAUUCUAGAACUUGAACUAGAGACUGCAAUAUCUGAAAAGAAUGAAGCCUUGGCUGCUCGAGAUGCAGCCAUUCGGCAGAGGGAUGAAGCACUUGCUCAAAGGGAUAAUGCCCUUUUGGAACGGGAUAAUGCCCUUGCAGCCCUUCAGAGUCGGAACAAUUCUGUCAACUUUCCAUUUGGCAGUGGAAUUCAAUGUGGAUCGAAACGAAUGCACCAUUCUUCAAACCAUCUAUCUAACAUGUCUGAAUCCACAUACAAAACAAGGGACAUGAUGAUAAAGGAUGCCUCCCCAGUGAGCGUUACACCUUCUGAAGCUGUCAAAUCUCAUCAAGCAAAGAGAACAAAGGAGAACAAGGUAAUUACUUCCAAGGCAUCAAACCCACCCUACAAAGUAAAGAAAAUGGGUGAGGAUUUAAAUAGGAAGGCAUCUUUUGAAGGUACAAAGAUCAGAUCUGAAUGGCAUAGGCAAGAUGUUGGCCUGAAUUUGGUUACAUUUGAUGAAACUACCAUGCCGGUUCCAGUUUGCACAUGUACUGGCACACCACGACAGUGCUACAAAUGGGGGAAUGGUGGAUGGCAAUCAUCUUGUUGUACCACAACAUUGUCUAUGUAUCCAUUACCACAGCUUCCAAACAAGCGCCAUGCUCGCAUUGGAGGACGAAAGAUGAGUGGGAGUGUCUUUACGAGACUUCUCAGUAGGUUGGUGUUAGAAGGCCAUGAUUUAUCUAUACCGUUAGAUCUUAAGGAGUACUGGGCCAGACACGGAACAAAUCGCUACAUCACUAUCAAGUAA